CUCAACUUCAACUUUCCCUCUUUCUCACUCUCACUCUCACUCUCACUCUCAAUCAAACCUCGGAUAGAACAAAUCAGAAAUACUUAUCAAAUCGUCAUGAACACUGAUGCAGUCGGAUUGAACUUGUUCCUUAUCAUCAGAACUGUGGCUGGUAGUAUUUUGGAAGUCUUCUUUCUUUGUCUAGUGGGCUAUAUACUUGCUCGAAAAAAAAUCAUCACCGCCCAAUCAAAAACUACCCUUAACCAGAUCAAUGUCGCCUUUUUCACCCCAGCUCUCAUGUUCAGCAAAGUGGCCUUCAGUCUCACAAUCGAUAAACUGGCAGAGCUUUACAUCGUACCCAUUGGAUUCAUCAUUACUACUACUGCCUCUGCCCUCAUAGCUCAUCUAUUAGCUCGUUUUGUGUUUCGAUUGCGUACUUCGGAGUCAAAGUUUUGUAUCGCGGUGUCGAUGUUCAUGAACUCGAAUUCAUUACCCAUCGCUCUCGUGACAAGUCUUAUCGGUCAUUUACAAGGUACAAACGGAUUGGAAUGGGGUCCAAAUGAUUCAAAAGAUAAGCAAUUGGGUAGAUCUAUCACAUAUCUGGUUGUCUUUUCCACCCUUGGACUCGUACUCAGGUGGUCCUAUGGAGUCAGCCUUCUUUCAGCCUCAAUCUCCUCCCCUACCACUUCAAACGCAGAAACUCCAGCAAGCCGCCAUACACCACCUUCUCUCGAUCUAGAAUCCACUCCUUUACUUGACGCUGAUACGGAUGAUGAAGAAGUGCCCAAGACGCUAUCUGCGUCUAGCCUUAGAUUGAAUCUUGAUUCUGAAGAUCAAGAUCAACAACCUACGAACCGACCUUCGGCCCUUCUUCGGCCCGCUCCAAUCUCUACCGGACGACCAGCUCGUUCUCCCUCAGCCAGUAGUGUCUCCUUUGUUAUACCAACAAGACCCCGCCGCACAUCUACUUCCACGAUCACUACCAACACUUCAGGCUCUUCGCCAUACGCGCUCCGCCAUAACCGUGAAAGUCAUGACGAGCCCCCAGCAAGUCCAGAAGUGGGAAGAUUAAGGCGUCCGAUCUUUCAGAGCUUUCCAAACAUUGCAGUAAGAUGGGCCGAGUCCAUUGCUUCAUCUAGCCAAAGCCGUCGUAGUAGCGUUGUGAGCGCAUUGGAAGAUGAUGAAGAGGAAUCCGGAAUCGGUGGUGUAGAUGGUGUAGAUGCCGUUGGUCCACUUUUGGGGCCACCAUCACACCUACCCCACAAAGUACAUCACGGGCAUCAUCAUUCCAAGUCCUCAAUCCAGAAAUUCUUCAAUCGCUAUUGCAUUCGACCCUUGAAACGCAUUCAUCAGUUUAUGACUCCACCUUUAUAUUCUUCUCUUCUCUCACUCAUCGUUGUUUGCAUCCCACCUUUGCAAGACUGGCUCGAAGAUGUCGAUCCUUUGUGCAGUGCAUUGAAGAGUGCCGGCCACGUGUCGGUACCAUUGACGUUGGUCGUCUUAGGUGCCUACUUUCACGACGACCGUAAACCAGAAACGCUGAAUGCCGAUCAAGACGAAAGAGACCAUCCUUUCGAAUCAGUUAAACACCGAGCCCUUCGAGCCAAAUCUGAUCGACUCACCGUCACAGCUGCAGUCAUGUCACGACAAAUCUUAACGCCAUUGAUUUUAAUCCCAAUCCUAUACUUCAUCCUUAAACUUUUAACGUCUUCAAUCCCAUCAACAGGUGAUGGUAGUGGAGGAGUACAUGAAGAUCCAUGUUUUAUCUUAGUCUCAGUACUUUUGAUCGGAGCACCUCCUGCCAUCACUUUAGCACAAAUGACAUGUACCAAUCCUUUCCCGAUUGGAACUAAAGCUUUUAAAGAACAAGAUACACUUAACCAUCGAUUUCAAAGAUUAAUUUCAAAAACUUUAUUAAUGUCUUAUGUAUUUGUUACACCUGUGACUACUGUUAUACUUGUAGUAGCUGGUAUUGUUUUGGUUCAGGCUACACGAUGAUACAGAUUUACUUCCAUUUCUUUCCUUCUUUCUUUUUCUUUUCUCUCUGAUCAUUAUCUUUGGGUUAUAGCAGUUCUACUUUUUUUCUCGUCAUUUUUCCAUAGGGAUAAAGCAAGUAUAUAUGUAGCAAGUAUAAAAGUUAGAAAUCAAGUUGAAGUAUUUCAAAAACGUUUUGUGGUUUAGAUUGAAAUUUUUAAGAAUCAAAAGUGUUGUUGUGGUUACAUUUGUUUAUACAUAUAUAUAUAACUUGCAUUCUUUUUGUUUAUUUUAUUUUAUUUUAUUUAAAUCUGUAUUGGGGUUUUUCUUACAUUACAUUCAAGGGUUUAUAUUAUUAUUUUUUAGAGUUUUGGGAAAUAUUUUCUGUUGAUGUUUUUGGUUACUUGAGUAUGUGUUAUUGAAUGAAAAAGUUGUGAGAUAGUUAAGAAGAUCAAAUUUUUAUCGUCAAUGUAGAUUUAAGGUUCAUCUUGGUU
Molecule: messenger RNA, 2447 nt
Organism: Melampsora larici-populina 98AG31
Lineage: Eukaryota; Fungi; Basidiomycota; Pucciniomycetes; Pucciniales; Melampsoraceae
Exons: 9
Coding region: 97-1977 (626 amino acids)
Biological process (GO): transmembrane transport
Cellular component (GO): membrane; endoplasmic reticulum
Source: RefSeq, a predicted model, not a curated record